Messenger RNA from Penicillium cataractarum, 3102 nucleotides. It is a transcript of the gene canA, whose product is annotated as putative cullin binding protein CanA. Gene Ontology annotation, biological process: SCF complex assembly; protein ubiquitination. Gene Ontology annotation, cellular component: nucleus. The transcript is spliced from 2 exons. Lineage: Eukaryota; Fungi; Ascomycota; Eurotiomycetes; Eurotiales; Aspergillaceae. The coding region runs from base 1 to 3102 and encodes 1033 amino acids. The record is from RefSeq and is a predicted model, not a curated record.
AUGUCGGAUUACUCCGAUACGGAAGAGCAUGACCCCCAGGCGGAUGAGCUCCGUGAGACGGCGCUCGUCACCUUGGAGGCCCUGAUUAGCUCGUGCAACCAGCAGAUGCAGCCAUACAUCACCAACGCCAGCCAAGCCGCUCUCCGAUUCCUUAAAUACGAUCCCAAUGUCGCCGAACUGGAGGACGAUGAAGAAAUGGGCGGAACCCAAGAUGAUGGGAGUGAGGACGAUGCCACCGCCGACCUGGAUGACGAUGAGUUUGGAGACUUUGAAGAGGAAGACGGAUACAGUGACAUCGAUGACAUGAGCUGGAAGGUUCGCCGCUGUGCUGCCAAGCUACUCUACACUCUUAUUUCAACCUAUGGCCGUAGCCGUGCCCUGGACGAUACCACCCUCUACCAGCAGAUCGCCCCCGCCUUGAUCUCCCGGAUCAGCCGUGAACGAGAAGAGAGUGUGAAGAUGGAGGUUAUAUCGACCUUGACGGCUCUGGUACACAAGACGAGUGAGGGAUCCGUUAUUGUCACCUCGAAUGGCUUCCUGGAGACCGUUGGAGGUUCGAAGAACUCCCGCAAGCGCAGACGCCAAGACAGCGAUGCUAGUAUGGUCGAUUUCGAACCCAGUGCUGGCACUUCUUCUGCGAUCGACUCGCCCGUCGUCCCCUCCUCUCCCAAGUCUGGCCCUCAAGCUGACCUUGCACGUUCCGUGCCCUUGAUUGUACAGAGUUUGGUCAAGGCAUGGAAGCAAGCCUCCAUGCCCUUGCGACAGGCUGCCGUUGUGCUCUUGAGGAGCCUCUCCUUGGUUCGCUACGGUGGACUGGCCGAUCAUCUCCAGCAGAUUGAAUAUCUCAUUGCGGACGCUCUCAAAACCUCCUCUCUUUCAGGUAGCUCAGCUGCCCAUUCUGGUGCUGCUGUCAGUGCCGGCUCUCUUCAGAUCGAGACCCUUGGCCUUAUUUCUGCUAUUGCCGAGACUCAUCUGUCUGAUGCUCUACUCCCCUUCCUCAUCGCUCUGGUUCCUGGUGUCGUUGGAGCUGUCAACGAACGCAAUUACAAGGUUAGCAGCGAGGCUCUGGGCGCCGUGGAGCAGAUCGUAAAGGCCAUGACCCCGCCUCGUGCAUCUGCCAAUACCCCCGAGGUUGCCAAACAACUGGAGAAGCUUUACGAGGUUGUUCUUGCCCGCAUUACCGACACCAGUGCCGAUCUUGAAGUUCGUCAGCGAGCCAUCCACGUAUUCGGUGUGAUCCUGGCCCUGACAUCGGGUGAACGGGGUACCGAGUACCUGUCUGCAGAUUACAGGUCCAAGGGUCUCUCCAUUUUGGUGGACCGUGUCAAGAAUGAGACAACUCGACUGGCCGCCGUGCGCGCCAUUGACGAUGUCGUCGUGCUUGCCAGCCGCCCCGAGGACGUUAGUGCGGACUGGGUCAACGAGAUCACCCUCGAGCUCGGCUCCAAUCUUAGGAAGUCGGACCGAGCUUUGCGGGGAUCGUGCUUGGAGGCUCUCCGCAGUGUUGCCAUGAACUCCAGCAUCCGAUCUCAGCUUAGCCCCACUACUAUGACCACGCUGGAAAGCUCUCUCCUUCCAUUGUUGUCCGCCCCGGACUUCCACCUCCUCACGCCGACAUUGAUCAUCAUUGCCAAGCUUGUUCCCGGAAACUCAAAGUCACUUGUCAAUGAGUCCCUUAUCACCUCGAUUUGCACUAUCGUUAAGCAACCGCUUGUCGGUACCGUUCUAAAGGCCCUGCUGCUUUUGGUGAAAGUCAUUGGAGACGAAGGUGCAGGUGCCCAGUUGAUGCAGAAUCUAUUGCAGAAUGUCGGCAUCACUGGGGAUUCCUCCGUCGUCGGUCGGGCUAUCGGUACUCUCCUUGUGCACGGUGGACCAAACCUGGGUGUCACCAUGAACGACUUCUCAAAUGAGCUCAGUACGGCCAAGGAUGACAGCCGCAAGUGCCUCGCGCUUGCAAUCUUGGGUGAGAUUGGAUUGCGCAUGGGAGCCGAGUGCGCGCUGACUCCCGAUAUUUUCAUUGCACACUUCAACUCGGGCUCGGACCACGUUCGCCUGGCUGCAGCUACUGCUCUUGGCAAUGCGGCGGCGGGUAGUGUCAAGACCUAUCUCCCUAUCAUUCUCAAUGGUCUUGAUAAAUCAAACACGCAAAGCUACCUUCUUUUGCACUCGGUGCGAGAAUUGCUUCAACACCCCGAAGUCGUCCGCCCAGAUCUUGCCCCCGCUGCGCUCAAGCUGUGGCAGGCACUGCUUGUCGUUUCCGAGGAGGAAGACAACCGUGCGGUUGGCGCCGAGUGCGUUGGUCGUCUGGCUCUGAUUGACCCAGUGAACUACAUCCCCCACUUCCGAGAUUGCCUAAACAACUCCGACCCCGUCGUCCGUGGCGUAGUCAUCUCAGCCUUCCGCUACACACUCGCCGACUCCAGCGAUGCCUACAACGAUGUUCUGCGACCCUUGAUGGUGCCUUUGCUCACCAACAUGCUUAGCGACAGCGACCUUGGUAACCACCGUCUUGCAUUGACCACGCUCAACUCUGCCAUCCACAACAAGAUGAACCUGCUCCUCCCACACUUGGGUGAGCUGCUCCCCGCCGUCUUUGGCGAUACCCAGAUCAAGCCCGAGUUGAUCCGCGAGGUGCAAAUGGGUCCGUUCAAGCACAAGGUCGACGACGGACUUGACCUUCGCAAGAGCGCCUACGAGACCCUCUACGCCUCCCUCGACACCACCUUUGCCCGCAGCCACAUCUCGGAGAUCUUUGAUCGCGUCAUCGCUGGUGUGGAGGAUGAGCAAGAUAUCCGUGCGAUUAGCAACCUGAUGACCUCCAAGCUUGUUAUUAUCGCUCCCGAGGAGACCGAGCGCCGUCUUGAUGCACUUUCCGAACGCUACACCACGGUGCUUUCGUUCAAGCCAAAGGAGAAUGCCGUCAAGCAGGAGUUGGAGAAGGCGCAGGAGGCCUCGCUGGGUAUUCUCAAGACCACCAAGGAACUCAGUAAAGCGUUCCCUGGUGCAGAGGCCUCGAGCGACCUGCACAAGUGGAAGGGAUACAUGGAGUGGGUUCGGAAGAACUUUGCAUCCCAGUGGCAGUCUCUAGACUCGGAGUUCUGA